AGAGAAAAUGCGAGCUGUAUCCUGUUGUUAAGACAUAACGAUGAAUACAGGAGUUCUUGCAUUUGUUGGGAGGGCCAUUCAAUACCUUGUAGAUAAUCCAUAUAUUCUUGGAAUUCUUUUUCUUCUCUAUGUAUUUAUAUUUUUGCUGUCAGUUUUGUUUUCCGGGCCCAGACCGGGGAGAAAUCCAUUCUCAGUUAAAAACGUGAAACCUGUCCAGGAAUUGAUCACUGACCAAAAAAGUCGUGAUCAGAUACUAAAACAAAGAUUCAAGAACCACAAAGUUCCCAAGAACUUGGAUGUGGUGAUCAUUGGGAGUGGCAUUGGAGGUCUGAGUGUGGGGGUUCUGCUUGCUCGGGCUGGCAAAAAAGUGCUGGUGCUGGAGCAACAUGACCAGGCCGGAGGAUGUUGCCACACCUUCCAUGAUAAAGGGUUUGAAUUUGAUACAGGCAUUCAUUACAUAGGAAAAAUGGACCCUUCUUUUGAGAAUAGGGUUCUAAUGGAUCAGUUGACAGGUGGUAGGGUGGAGUAUCCACUAAUGGAUGAAGCCUAUGAUAUAGUUGCAAUAGGAGACCCAAUGAAAGGAAAAGUCAGCAAAUUUCCAUUUGUGUCCAACAAAGAAAAGAUCAAAGAAAAUUUGAUAACCCGAUUUCCGAAGGAAAAGGAAGGAAUUGAAAAGUUUUUCAAGUUGCUGAAGGAAGCUAGACAUUUUUUUACUGGAUGUGUAGUGCUCAAAGUUAUCCCGAAAUGGCUGGCAAAACUUUUAGUCUCAACUGGACUGAUCAACAUCAUUUUCAAAGCCUAUGGUAAAUUUGGAAAACUUUCACUUAAAGAUGUACUGGACAGCGUUACAGAUGACGAAGAGCUAAAAGCUACACUGGCCUACAUAUUUGGAGAUUAUGGUGUUGUCCCAUCAAAGACCCCCUUUGGUCUGCAUUCUGUCAUCCUUGGCCACUACUUCAGUGGGGCCCACUACAUUAGAGGCGGGCCCAGUGAGCUGGCCUUCCAGAUGAUUCAGGUCAUUGAGGAGAAAGAUGGGCGGGUCCUCGUCAAUGCCCCAGUGUCUGAGAUACUGAUGUCUGAGAAAGGCAGGGCUGUAGGUGUUAAACUACGAAAGGGUGACAGUGAUGUGGAAAUAUUUGCCAAACAUGUGGUAUCUGAUGCAGGGGUAGCCAACACAUUCUUUCAUCUUCUGCCAAAAGAGGUGGCCACAAAGUCAUCAAUAUAUCCCAUGAUUAACAAGGUUGGAGAAAGUGUGUCUUUUCUAACUGUCUUUGUGGGCUUGAACGGGAGCAAGGAGGACCUGGGAAUACAGGCCCACAACUGUUGGCAUUUUACCAGACCAGACCUGGAACAACUGUAUGAUGAAUACAGUGCUCUUUCUACAGAAGAACUGCCAAACCAUGAUGUUCCCAUGAUGUUCAUCUCAUUCCCCUCGGCCAAGGAUCCAUCAUGGCAUGAGACAAAUCCAGAUAAAUCUACCUGCCUGAUCAUCACCUGGUCUCACUAUAAAUGGUUCCAAGAUUGGGAGAAUGGAAGGGUCAAACACAGGGGUGAGGACUAUGAAUCGAUCAAGACAGCCAUAGGGAAGAGGAUGCUUCAGCAGUGCAUCAAGCUGUACCCCAAAAUGGAGGGCAAGGUGGAGUACUUUGAUGUAGGAACACCACUCAGUAACAAAUACUACCUCGGGUUCCAACAUGGAGAAAUGUAUGGACUAGAUCAUAACAUGGCCAGAUUUCUACCCCAGACUAGCAUCCAACUCCGACCAAAAACAGACAUCCCUGGGCUCUAUUUGACAGGUCAGGAUGUGAUGUCAGUAGGAUUAGCUGGGGGUUUGUAUGGUGGGCUAUUGUGUGCCUCAGCCUUAUUGAACCGAAAUCUUUACAACGAUCUCCAGGCUCUCCAGAAAGAACUAAAGAAGUCAGAAGAUACAGAAAAAAAGCAGAAAUGAUGCAGCCGUGUCAGAGCAAAUGUCCAGGAAUGUGGUGCAUAAUAUCUUGCUUAUAGAUUAUGUUACUUAUGUUCAUGAGAUUAUAUAUUUACUGAUGUUUCUAUAUCUGUCAGAAAAAUUACAGUACAAGUUCAGCAAAUCUCUUUUUCAUACUGGAAAUGAAAGCAUUCCUUAUUGAUGCUUUUGUAAAUCUCAGAGUACAGACAUAUCUUAUUAUUAUUAUAUCAGAUACAUGUAUAAUUUAUUCACACACAUAUAUAUAUACAUGUAUCUAUAUAUAAUAUAAUUUGUCUUACUAUUGAUGUUAUUUUCCUUUCAUCAUUUUUUUAUUGUGGGAUUUGCUUAGAGGGCUAAAGUAUAAUUUAUCUAUAUAAAUAUAUCUGUUUUAUGAUUUUUCUUACUGUCUUUGAUGUAAUUUUCUUUUCUUUUGUAAAUCUCAGAGUACAGAAAUAUCUUAUUAUUACUGUAUUAGAUACAUGUAUAAUUUAUUCAUAUAUAUUAUAUAUGUGAAAUGUAAUGUUUCUUACUAUUAUUAAUGUAAUUUUGCUUUUUUCUUUUUCAUUUUUUUUUUAUCGUGGAAUUUGUUUAGAGGAGUCAAGUAUAAUUUAUUUAUAUUUAUGUGAUAUAAUUUUUCUAACUAUUAUUGGUGUAAUUCCUUUUGUCAUUUAUUUGUUAUUGUGGGAUUUGUUUAGAGGAAUUUGAAUAAAACAAUUUACAAAUAUCCGAUCGG
Messenger RNA from Magallana angulata, 2678 nucleotides. Its product is annotated as all-trans-retinol 13,14-reductase-like. The transcript has 12 exons. The record is from RefSeq and is a predicted model, not a curated record. NCBI's taxonomy places the organism in Eukaryota, Metazoa, Mollusca, Bivalvia, Ostreida, Ostreidae. Bases 41 to 1948 code for a protein of 635 amino acids.